AGUUUAGAGCUGGUUCCUCCUCUCUCACCCUCACCUCGCCUCUCUCUCUCUCUCUCUCUCUCUCUCUCUAAAAAUGCCAUCAAUGGCCUCAAACCCUAGUUCCAAUCUCCAGCCCGAACAAGAAACCCUAGACGAAGAAGAAGAAGAGAUGAGCCCCCCUGACGUCGAAUCUUCUGGAUCAAACCCUAGUUCCAAUCCACAACGCGGACGAGAAACCCUAGUUGAAGAACAUGAGAGAAGGCCCAAUGCCAUCGAAGCUGAUGCAGAUGAUAGUAUGUCCACAAAUGAUGAUGAUGAUAUUUAUGGUAGCGAUGAUCUUUUGGGUAGCGAUGAUGAUGAUGGUACAGAGUAUGGCGAUGGUGAUGAUGAUGACGAUGAUUCUGAUGAUGAUUCUGAGGAGGAGGAGGAGGAGGAAGAGGAAGAAGAAGAAGAAGGAAAUGGGAUCGAAAGCUGCAAUCAAAGCUGUGGUGCUGAUUGCCCCAUUUGCUUACUUUCUUGGAACUCGGACGGUCCGCAUCGAAUUUGCUGUAUUCCUUGUGGACAUAUAUAUGGUAGAUCUUGCUUAGAACAAUGGCUCCAAAGGCAUCAGAGGAAGAGCGCUAAGUGCCCUCAAUGCAGAGAGAAGUUUAAGCAUAAGAACAUCAUCAAUCUACAUGCACAACUAACUACAGCUACAAAUGAAAGCAAUAAUGCGAGUGCAAGUGGAGAAAAAGUUGAAGUUCAAGGCGAGCAAGAGGAACGGCCCUUGACCAAAGCGAAUUGGGAUAUGUUGUGCUCAAGAGUGGACUCCCUGUAUAACAGAAAUGAAAAUUCGCAUUCAAGACUUAGCGGAUUGGGACUUAUCCUUGAGAUGCUGCAAAUCUUGGAAUCAGAAAUAAAAAAUAUUCAGAUAUAAUUGGAUAAAGGAUUGGAAAGAAAAUCGACGAAAUUUCCAGAAACUGUUAGAAUUGUAUAAGAAUCCAUCAGAUGUAUCGGAGAAUCCGUUUGAUACAAUGAGCCUCAACAUUGAAGCAGCUUCUUUAGUAAUUGAAGGGCUUAUUAGGCAAAUAGUGGAUGUAGUGGAUGAAACUGGUUGGAAAAAUGAUAGAUGAACAUAUCAAUAAGAGGUUUGAGGAUUUUAGGAACAAAAUUGGGGUUUUUCCAGUUCCUUCA
Molecule: messenger RNA, 1152 nt
Organism: Asparagus officinalis (garden asparagus)
Lineage: Eukaryota; Viridiplantae; Streptophyta; Magnoliopsida; Asparagales; Asparagaceae
Product: E3 ubiquitin-protein ligase RFWD3-like
Exons: 3
Coding region: 74-895 (273 amino acids)
Biological process (GO): interstrand cross-link repair; protein ubiquitination
Cellular component (GO): nucleus
Molecular function (GO): ubiquitin protein ligase activity
Source: RefSeq, a predicted model, not a curated record